AUGGCUAGUUUCUCAGAUGAAGGCUAUGACUGUCCAGCAUAUGCUGCAUGCCGUCCCUCCCCUCCCAAGGCUCUGUACGAUACUGUUUUAGCCUACCACCAGUCUCCACGCGAACUAUGCGUCGACCUGGGCACUGGCCACGGGGCUGUAGCUCGCGCGCUGGCCACGCACUUCAUAUCUGUCCUCGGAGUUGACUCCUCCGAGGGGAUGCUGAAGGAAGCCGCAAGAGCUCAGCAAUGGGACAACAGUAAUAUUCAAUAUCGCCAGUCCAAUGCAGAGUCUCUCCCCUUCAUUGCAUCGAAGACGGUUGACCUGGUAAUCGCCUGUCAAGCAGCGCAUUGGUUCGACCCUGAACCGCUCUGGAAUGAGAUGACACGAAUAGUUCGGCCGGGGGGCACUGUUGCUUUCUGGAACUGGGGUCAUUACGUCGUGACGGGACGCCUGCGGGCGAAUCGGGCCCUGCAGGAGUUGUUUUUCGAGGAUCUGGUACCGUACUGGCCUCAACCAGGAAUAUCAGUGUUCAACAAUGAAUGGAUGUAUCCCGUUGAAUGCCGGGAUUUUGCUAACUGGACCGACCUUACAAGGUUGGUAAGUGUCCCUGCCGAUGACGAUGCGCCUGGCGUCUCCAACACUCCAGGAGCUAUUCAAAUGCGUGCAUCACAGACCCUUGGUAGUCUGGAGACCCUGAUACGGACAUUGAGCAUGGUCCAUGAAUGGCGUAAGGCACAUCCUGAAGCUUUAUUAGUAAGAGAGGGCGGGUCUGGUGACUGCGUUGAUACCCUCAUGCGAGAUACGAUCGAGGGUGAGGUAAAAUGGCGCGUCUUUGUUACGUCGGGGGGCAAUUGGCGGGACAUCGAGGUAGAUCUCGAAAUGCGCAGCAUUUUGCUGAUGGCACGAAGGAAGCAGUUCCUGUCGUACUGUGAAGAUCCGCACCAACGCUAUCCAUGA
Aspergillus welwitschiae is the source of this 948-nucleotide messenger RNA. Its product is annotated as putative S-adenosylmethionine-dependent methyltransferase. The transcript is spliced from 2 exons. NCBI's taxonomy places the organism in Eukaryota, Fungi, Ascomycota, Eurotiomycetes, Eurotiales, Aspergillaceae. Bases 1 to 948 code for a protein of 315 amino acids. The record is from RefSeq and is a predicted model, not a curated record. Gene Ontology annotation, molecular function: S-adenosylmethionine-dependent methyltransferase activity.